Lolium rigidum is the source of this 1490-nucleotide messenger RNA. Its product is annotated as ankyrin-3-like. Gene Ontology annotation, molecular function: protein binding. The record is from RefSeq and is a predicted model, not a curated record. Lineage: Eukaryota; Viridiplantae; Streptophyta; Magnoliopsida; Poales; Poaceae. The transcript has 12 exons. Bases 1 to 1257 code for a protein of 418 amino acids.
AUGGCGUUACAAAAAUCUUCUGUGUCCUGUAUGAAGCUAUUAAUUCAGGGUAGCACUAAUGUGAGCUGUGAUAAUCCUUUGGAUAAUCCAUUGGUAAAGGCUGCUGAGAAGGGCUUAACUGAAGCUAUCAAGUGCUUGUUGGAAGCUGGUGCAAACCCAAAUGUUCAUGACACGUUUGGUAGAUUGCCAAUAGAGUUGGCUGCUGAGUAUGGUACACGGGAAGAUGUUGAGAUUCUCUUUCCUUUCACCUCUCCCAUUUCAACUGUGGAAAAAUGGAGCGUCGAUGGAAUCAUUAGUCAUGUGAAGAUGGAAAUCAAGCAACUUGAGAUUUUGUUUAUAUGUUAUGAUCCUAAUCUCUUGUUCUUCUUUUAUUCAGGGUACUCUGAAAUAGUAGAGUUUCUUCUUUCUAGAGGAGCUGAUGUUGAUGCAAUAUCAGUUACUGGGACACCACUCUCUGUUGCUUCUUUUAAAGGACAUGCUAGUACCGUCAAGAUCCUUUUGCAGCACAAUGCAGAUCCCAACAAAGGCAAUCGUCUGUUUGUAGCCCUAGACAUGGCAUUACGCAAAUCUUUUGUGUCCUGUGCGAAGCUAUUGAUUCAGGGUGGAGCAAAUGUGAGCAGUGCUAGUCCUGGUGAUAAUCCUUUGGUAAAGGCUGCAGAGAAGGGCUUAACUGAAGCUAUUAAGUGCUUGUUGGAAGCUGGCUCAAACGCAAAUGUUCUUGACAUGUAUGGUAGAUUGCCAAUAGAGUUGGCUGCUGAGUAUGGUACACGGGAAGAUGUCGAGAUACUCUUUCCUUUCACAUCUCCCAUUUCAACUGUGGCCAAUUGGAGCGUUGAUGGAAUCAUUAGUCAUGUGAAGAUGGAAAUCAAGCAACUUGAGGAUGGCAAUUUUGUGAAAACGAGAAUGUCUGAACUGAAAGGGCAAGGGGAUGAAGCAUUUAAGAAGCAGGAUUAUCUGAAGGCGUCAGUGUUCUACACACAGGCUCUGAAGAUGGACAACUUCGAUGCCAAGUUGUUAUCAAACAGGAGCCUUUGCUUUCUUCGUAUGGGUGAUGGAAAAAGGGCUUACGAGGAUGCAACUGAAUGCGCAGAGAUUCGCCCGAAGUGGGCAAAGGCACACUAUCGGCUAGGCGCAGCUUUUAUGUGCAUGAAGGAUUAUAACAGUGCCUAUCAGUCUCUCUCACGUGCUUUGGAGCUAAACCCUGAAAGCGAAGAGGUCGAGAAAUUAUUCUGGGAGGCAAUGGAAAUGAGGAGUUAAACUCCGCACGCCAACUACAGAGAGAAGCUCGCAUGGAACGUGAAGAUCUUUUUUGGUCCUGUUAGGCAAAAACACUUAACUUUGAACUAUGUUGCCCCUUUUUACAUGUAAUUCAUGGACUGUAGCAGAAGCUUACCUUAGAGCAAAACAUGCUACAACCUUGUCAUUUUGAGCUUUGCGAAACUCUCAUCCCGUUUGUAUGGAAGAAGUGUGGCAGUGAAUGAUGAAUUGAA